UCAAUAGGUGUACAGUUAGGCAGGUUUAAACUAAUAUUUUUAGUUACAAGAGAGACGAUAUUGUUUCAUCGUUUUAGCUUUACGACAAAGUCAUAAUGACCGUUACUAAAAUAAAUCAAAGUAAUGGACGUGUUUUUAAUGUGUAGAUUAUUGCAUAAAAUCUGAAGUUGUUAUUUAUAUUCACACGGAAGUAAAAUUUGCUAAGAUUCUUCAUUAGAUAUGCUUUACGCUAGCAGGAUCACUAGUGACAAUCAAAAUGAAAAAACUACAAAUUCAGAAUGCUCAACUAAACGCAGAAACAAAAGAACGACCAUCGCAAACAAUACUAAGACACCUUCGAUGCCCAACAUCGGCAAAUGCACGCCAUGCCUUGGUGCCUCCUCUACUACGGUCGCUUACGCGAGGCUACCGUUCUCCACCAAGGAUUCACUUGCCGCACGAACAAUGUCAUAUAUUCUCCCUUCACCGACAACUACCAUUUACACACCGAUACCCGGUGCAACGCCCUUCAGUAUGAUGCCAGCGAUGGACAAUGCCGCAUCUAACCAAUCAUUCUAUCAAUUCAGAAGGCCGGAUGAAUAUGCAAAACAGUCGAUCGUGUGUAACGCAACGUUCGACAAACCGUCUCAUAUACCUAAUUUCAUGCCAUUCUAUUUCAUCAAUCCAACAACAUAUCCUUGUCAAACAAUCGCCAACUCAAUUGGAACGACUUCCCACAGCACAUCAUAUGUUCAGUCAGUAUGUCAACUUUCAAGCUCUUCAAUACCUCAUUUAUAUACUGCGCCUCUUUUUACGCAAGCCAGUCAACCAGCUUCGACAACACCACAAGUAUUAUUCGUUACUCCUUCGAAUCCCACAUCGACCCUUUCUUUGAAUUCAAAUUUGAGUUCCGUGGUAUUUUCGUCCCAGUCGCAUGGGAAUUACAAAUCGUUUCCUGAUGCGAUAGCAUUCCUUGCGACGUCGAUGUUAAACAACUAUUGCGACACGUCAACUUCUGGUCGAAUUGAGGCGAUGCACAGCCACAUACCUUCCACUACACGUUCCAUGAAACCAUCGAUGCUACAAGCUACGUCUUCAGACCCUGAUGUACAUGUAUCAACAGCAUUUGUCAGCGGUGAUCCAUCAGUGACCAACGUACAGCCAUCAAUUAUUCCAAGACUAAUACAUUCCGCAAACAGUACAACAUCCACAAUUAUGACGCCUGCUCCAUCAUUGGUCUCUACUAAAUUUCCGAUGACGCAAGCAAAGCCAAAAUAUGUAAACUCAAAGCUCCAAAUGAAAGUCGCACAUAAUUCUCCAUUUACUGAAUGCUCUAAUAUAAAAUCGGACUUAAUUGUUCCAUCUCUGCAACAAAUUUCUAUGGAAGGAAAUUUUAAAAAUGCAAGUGAAAAAGACUCAUCGGACAGAAAGAGAGCUAAUCGUAUAUGCUGUGAAAAGACAGUUCAACCAAACCAUUCUACAACUUACAAAUAUAAUCGUGACAUUGUCGAAUAUGCGUUAGCAAGAACACGGACAUUAGACGAAAAUAGUAUUCGUUGUCCAAAUUAUUUACCAACAAACUUACAAAGCAAUAAAAUUGGGAUAAAUGAUACAAAUAGCGUUCAAAAAAGCAAUGAUUCAUUAAAUGACACGGAUGAUUGCAUCAGCAAAACAAACGACAGUCAUGCGGGAGAACCAGUGAGUAAUCACAAUAUUUGGACUUCAGUUAACGACAAGAACACCGCCGAGAACAUGUCUUGUGAAACUAUUGAUAAAAAGACAUAUGAACCACCUGUGGACGAUUAUCAAAACGGUUCAUACACAAGUGAGAAAAUUCGAAAAGGUACUACGCAAACUACAUGCUUGUCACUAGAUAAUACCUACACUGCGCCUUUGGAUUUAUGUACGAUACCAAAGACAAGCAUUUCUUUUGAGACACACAUGAAACAAAACCCACAUGAUUACAUUAUAGAAUAUUACCAUGAAAACGACAGUCUAGAGGAAUCUGACUUUGAAGACGACGACAGCCAAACAGGUUCAACUCAAGACGAAAUCUUCCCAGUUGCUGAACCUUUAAAUCUAUCAAAAAAUACACCACUUGUACCUUCCCAAAACAAAUGCAAUUUUAUGAAUCAUGAAAAAUUUGACAAUAGAAAACAUUCUUGUCAUGAAGAAACUUUAACAGACGACGACCAGGCACAUGACAAAUCUCGAGUGUCUCCAAAGGAUAUGUUGGUUAAAUUGGAUAGCAUGAAAGCCCAAAGAGCUUCCAAAAUCAUGCACGAGCGUAUUUCUGAUGACGAUUCUGAACGGAACAAUUAUGACGUUAACCCAAGCUGUGCGUUGGAAAGAAAAGAUAGAGUAUUACGUGGUUACGAAGCGUUGAAAUGCGAUUCUUACGUAACUAUUUGUCAAGACAAUUGCAUAGUUGACUUCUCUAAAACGGGUUCGAAAGAAUCUCUUGUCAACACAAGAACACACAGUUCAGAAAUGUUACUUGAGAAUAUUUCCGAUGACGAUACUGAACAAUGCAAUUACCAUAAUAAUUCGAGAGUGAACUUUCUAACAAUCGACAGGGCUAAAAGCCCAGAUAAAAACGGAAUAUUUAACACCAACACAAUAUUACAAGAAAAGUGUACAUCAAACGACGAUAAUAGUCCAGUGAAUAUCAUUAACAACUUCGUCUUAACGGACGCGAAUAAAACAUCAGACAAAAACAAAGCAAAAAGCGGUGUUCUAAUGAUGCUCGAAAAUAUUUCUGACGACGAUGAUGAUACAAAGAAUGAAAACAUUUCAAACAACGACCAGCUUCAAGCUGCUACUUGCAAUGCCAUAUCAAUGACCGAUGCAGGUAUAUGUAUGCCAGGGAGCUUUGAAACAAAUAUGAUGGAUACUAUUAUGUCAAAAAUGUAUCUUCAAAACAUCUUGUUGACAACAAAUAACGGAUUUGUCGUUAGUAGUGUUUCAUGUAAAGGUACUGGUAUUACACAACCUGUCGCUAUACUAAUGAACAAUGUGUCUCCCCAAAGCACGCUCAAACCGUUAUCUGAGACGGAGCAGACAAUUACAUUAUUUUCCUCGUCUACGACAAGGUGCCAACCAGCUAUUUCGCUACCGACAGUUCUUAAGGAUUACACAUCUCAGAUAAACCCUUUACUACCAUCUGACGCUGCAAGAUAUGACUGCAACUUGUGUGGUAAAUGGUUCAUCGGCGAGCAGUCAAUCAACGCACACGUUGCCACUCACAAAAAGGCAUACAAGUGCAAAGAAUGUUGUGCUUCCUUCAACUGGUUGGGCAACCUCCGUGAACACAUCAAAGUCGUACACCGGAAGUUAAGACCCUUCCAUUGCGGGGUAUGCGCGAAAUCCUUCUCCAAGAAGUACCAUUUGCAGCAGCACAUGAUAAUCCACGCGGGUGACACCCCGUACAGAUGCCGUAUAUGCCGGAAGUCAUUCUCGUUCUCUGUUCAUUUAAAGCGACAUAGUCUGCAGCAUCUCCCUGCUGAGAAAUUGCACGCGUGUUCUAAAUGUUCACAUACAUUCUCGGACAAAAAUAAUUUGAAAAUGCAUUUUCUCAGGCAUGGAAAGCCAGAAGCAAAUAAUGCUUAAAUUAGGACAGUGUUAUAGUAGAACUUAACUCAAAACUAUUUAUAUUUUAUUUUAAUAUGAUUUUAAUGUGUUUUAAAUUAUAACCAUUUUGAACUGU
Dreissena polymorpha is the source of this 3685-nucleotide messenger RNA. RefSeq lists its product as uncharacterized. The coding region runs from base 220 to 3588 and encodes 1122 amino acids. The transcript is spliced from 2 exons. Gene Ontology annotation, biological process: negative regulation of transcription by RNA polymerase II. NCBI's taxonomy places the organism in Eukaryota, Metazoa, Mollusca, Bivalvia, Myida, Dreissenidae. Gene Ontology annotation, molecular function: DNA-binding transcription repressor activity, RNA polymerase II-specific. The record is from RefSeq and is a predicted model, not a curated record.